CGUUCUUUAGUAGUGGUAACUGGUAAUUUAAAGAAAGAAAACCUUCGGUUGUCGCUGUCUUACUUUCUGUGGCUUUAGGGUUCGGCGAGGAUUAACUACAAAGAACUUUCUUAAUCCUCUUCUUUUUACCUUCAUUUCUUGCGAUCGUGAAAUAAAGUCCAAGAAGAGUCAAAGCUAAAAAGGGGUUAGAGAGCCUCGUGUCUGGCUUUUGAGGGAAGAGGAAUUUUGUUGCUGGAGUAUAAAAGUAUAGAUGUGUUGGAAGUUAUGAGAUUGUUAUCUGUAUCUAGUGGUGGCAGUAAUAGACGGGUUCGAUUGAGAGUUUUUUGGUUAAGAGGGUAAGAUGCCGUCUACGUAUUUUUCUAGGUUAAGGAGUGCGGUUCAGAAAGGGAUUCAGAGAUCGGGAAUAGGACAAGAAGGUGUACUGCAAGAUUUUGAGAGUCUGAUUGGGCAAGGAAAGUUUCGAUUCUGCAACUAUAGGUUAUUUCAUUCUGUAUGUGUUGCAUCGCUUACAGAUUUACAACUACUGUUGAGACCCGGUACAAUUGUUGCUGCCAGUUCUGAUUCACUGGUAGUUAACCGAAAAAGGAAUAUCUCUGUUGUUGGAGCAGUUUCUCGUACACUUUCUGUACCCUCUGUAUCAGGCCCUUCGUUUCAGGUUUGUGGCUAUCACAUAGAUCGUGCCCUUUGUGACAACAAUCAAAUAUUGGCCAGUGGGAAGCCUUACAAUAAGCCAAUGGCUGCUAGAGCAUCAAGAGCUGUAUUUGGUGAGUGUUUAUUAGAGAAUCUGACUUCAAGGGUUGGGCAUCUUCCCUCAUCGACAAACAAUCCCUGCAUCUCUUAUGGCAGCAGUAGUUCCCAGAGUUUCAGAAAGGCUAGCAUGAGUUUGAAAAACCAAGAGCAACCUACCAAUUCUCCAAUUUAUGGAUAUUUUGUCUAUAAUGUUGCAAAGAGGUGGUGUGACUUUUCUCCAUACAUGGAGACGGGAUUUAGAGAUUUCCAAAGUUCAGCACAUUCAUGCUUUGCAGCUGGAACUGCUCCUGAUGUGACCUAUGAGAAUUCUACCCGUGAGGAACGGCCUGAAGGUUCUGCUUCAUCAGAACAGAAGAUUUCAACUGGCAAAAUGCUCAAGCUACUCUCAGGAUCAUGCUACCUGCCCCAUCCUGAUAAAGAAGAGACUGGUGGAGAGGAUGCCCACUUUAUUUGUACAGAUGAACACGCUGUUGGUGUAGCUGAUGGUGUGGGUGGUUGGGCUGAUCAUGGUAUUGAUUCUGGGCUGUAUUCUCGGGAGCUCAUGUCCAAUUCAGUUGCUGCAGUUCAAGAGGAGCCCAAGGGCUCAAUUGAUCCAGCUAGGGUCCUGGAGAAAGCUCACUCUAGCACUAAAGCCAAAGGUUCCUCAACAGCAUGCAUCAUAGCACUGACAGACCAGGGUCUCCAUGCGAUCAAUUUAGGGGAUAGUGGGUUUAUAGUGGUUCGAGAUGGAUGCACUGUCUUCCGAUCUCCUGUGCAGCAACAUGGUUUUAAUUUCACUUAUCAACUUGAGAAUGGAAACAAUGGUGAUCUGCCUAGCUCUGGCCAGGUUUUCACAAUUCCUGUUGCUCCUGGAGAUGUUAUAGUUGCUGGAACAGAUGGAUUGUUUGACAACUUGUACAACAAUGAAAUUAAUGCUGUGGUGGUUCAUGCCAUGAGAGCUGGCUUAGAGCCUCAGGCAACAGCUCAGAAAAUAGCUGCAUUAGCACGGCAACGAGCCCAAGAUAAAGAUCGGCAGACCCCAUUCUCGACUGCUGCACAAGAUGCUGGGUUUCGCUAUUAUGGUGGCAAGCUUGAUGACAUCACUGUUGUUGUUUCAUAUAUUACCAGCUCUGAUGAUGAAAAGAAAUCUAGUUCUCAAGCAGGCAGUGCCAUUUAAGAAUUGCGGUGAUCCAGUUUUGUCACUAGGAGGAUUGUUGCUACUGUGUGAAGCAUAGGAGGUUCUCAGUUGUGUAACUCGUUGAGCUUGAACACUAAUCAAAUACUUUUUAUCGUCAAGCACAUCUGAUGUAAAUAUUCAUUGCCAGGUAUAUUGUAUUACGUUCUAGUUUUGCCAUCAAAAACUAUAUGGUCCAGUUGACUGCGUAGCAGCUAUUGUUGAUAUGUUAAAAUUUAAAUUUGUAACUUGCUUUUCAUGAUAUAUGCGAUUUUAGUUCAGAUAGCAAACUUUUUUUGAGACUGUUAA
Populus euphratica (Euphrates poplar) is the source of this 2212-nucleotide messenger RNA. Its product is annotated as Protein phosphatase 2C family protein. Gene Ontology annotation, biological process: protein dephosphorylation. The transcript is spliced from 6 exons. Gene Ontology annotation, cellular component: chloroplast. Gene Ontology annotation, molecular function: protein serine/threonine phosphatase activity. Lineage: Eukaryota; Viridiplantae; Streptophyta; Magnoliopsida; Malpighiales; Salicaceae. The record is from RefSeq and is a predicted model, not a curated record. The coding region runs from base 341 to 1906 and encodes 521 amino acids.